Hyla sarda is the source of this 1760-nucleotide messenger RNA. RefSeq lists its product as uncharacterized. The record is from RefSeq and is a predicted model, not a curated record. Bases 586 to 1284 code for a protein of 232 amino acids. The transcript is spliced from 2 exons. Lineage: Eukaryota; Metazoa; Chordata; Amphibia; Anura; Hylidae.
UUAUGUAAAUCAAUUAUACGCUUUAGGUCAAAUAAAGUCGUUUGAAGAGAUAGCCCAUAAAUGUGUGGGGGGAAGACAAUCAGAAACAUUGUUUUUUACAAAUAAGUAACACAGAUCAUAAACCAAUAAAAGGAGAGAUUGGAGAUUUCAGGGAUUCUAUAUAUAAGAAAAGUUUAAUUAGACUAUUUCCUUAUGCGAAGUUGCUGUCUCGGCAUGCUGGGAGUUGUGGUUCUGCAGCGGUUGGGGGUUCACAGCUUGAAGACCACUGCUAUAGAGGGUGCAAAUGUAUCUGAGCCCUGGAACUCAAAUAAUGUGAAAUAUGAGAUGAUCAAAAUGGAGCCCCUGCACUAAUUACUUGGGUUCUGAGGUCUGUAAGGUCCAUAGUAAAAACAUCAGGUUCUGUCUAUAGCAGAUACUAAAUCAUGGCAGCUCAAAGAAACAAGCAGUCAUUCUGACAUGUCACAUGUGAUGUCAUAGACAGCUGGAGGCCUGACAUUCCACUGACAGCCGCCCGAGCCUUCAGUCAGUUCCAGUGCGAUUAGUGAGAAUAGUGAGAUUAGCGUCUUCUUCUUCUACUUGUCUGAAAUGGAGCUAAAAGGACUGGGGUUCGUCCCCCUCCUGUUGGCGUUUUGGUGUGCGGCCUGGCUUGCCACCAGCUACAUCAUGACGGUCGUCCUCGGCCAUGCAGCCUCGCCACUGAUGAGCAUCAGUGACGUGGGAAAUGUCUUUCCCGAAAGCAUAUUAUUCAGAAUUGGAUUCAUAGGGACGUCCAUUGGCACUUUGGUACUAACCUUUCUUAUUUAUAAGUAUAUGGUUAUGCAUACUGAAGAGUUCAGGGGUCAUCAGGUCCUGAUCCAGAGGAUCCUGCUGGCCAUUGUGUGCGCCUCCUGUUUUUCCACAGCUGUUAUGCAUGUAUUGUCCCCCGAAGAAUAUCCCAGGAUACACUUUGUCAGCACGAUAAUUUCCAUUACAUGUGAAGCCUUAUACUACCUUGGGCAGUCCAUCCAGAUGUAUAAAUUACCAGGAGCAAAAAAAGUCAUCCACCAUAGUAGAUGCACCUGCUGUGGCCUGACUUUUGUCUGUGUAGUUUUCUAUUUUGGAUAUGAAACAUUAAAGGAAUUAUUCCAUAAUGAUGAAGACUGGGACGAGAUCCGUGAAAUCCCCAUCAUAAUCAUCGAGUGGGUGAUGCUUCUACUGAUCCUGAUAAACAUCGUGACCUAUUAUUCCACCAUGCAGAGGUUAUUGUUGACCGUCUCCAGAAACAGCUGCGAACAGCCAUCCUGAAUAUAGAUAUUUAAAUCCAGGAACUCACAUUUUUUGGGGGACUGAUGCAGCGCUGCCUUUGGAUAUCUCUGGCUCUGCCAUAGCGCUUUUUUUGAGGGGGCGUGUCGGCUGCCCCUUCGUCUGGUGGUCAACACUAGUGUUGCUCGCAAAUAUUCGCAAUGCGCGAAUUCGCGAAUAUUCGCCAAUAUAGCACUAUAUAUUCGAAAUUACGAAUAUUGUUUUUUUUUUUUUUCACAAUACACAUCACAGUGAUCAUCCCUCUCUGCUUCCAGCUUGUGUGGUGUAAAGAAGGCUCUAAUACUACUGUGUGAGACUGGCAUAUGAAUUUUCGCAUAUGGGAAAAUUUGCUUAUGCACAUUUUCAUUUAUGCAAAUUUUCGCAUAUGCAAAAAUAUUACGCGAAUAUUACGAAUAUGCGAAUUUAGCGAAUAUAUGACGAAUAUUUGUCCAUAUAUACGCGAAAUAUCGCGAAUUCGA